Molecule: messenger RNA, 567 nt
Organism: Rotaria socialis
Lineage: Eukaryota; Metazoa; Rotifera; Eurotatoria; Philodinida; Philodinidae
Source: the annotation of a GenBank genome assembly
AUGGGCUUUUCAGAGCGGUUUCCACGUUGGAUUACAGGAAUUAUUGGCAUCAUUCAGGCAGCAUUAACUGCUGGCAUUGUGGGUUUGGAAUUAUGGUCGGCGUAUAUUGAUCUUGCUCACGGUACCAUAUGGGUAGGAUUUUGGGCUGGUCUAAUUUUCAUUCCAACAGCAUUAUUGAUGCUGUUUAUCACUUGCUGUUGUCGAGGACGUAUUUAUGGCUUUUAUGUUCUUAUUCUAACAAUACUGAGUGGCUUAUUGGCCUGUGUUGUCAUUUAUUUUGAUCAAUAUUUCUUGAACAAUCUUUGUGCCUGUUAUUUGGGCGACCAAUUGUGUUGUGCAGUCGGCAGUAUUCCAUCAUUCUCAAGUAAUUAUUCAAAUACUCUUAACACAUGUAGUACGUACCAAACAGCAGGUACAAUAUCUGCUUAUACAUGUAAAACUACACCAACCAGUAAACUACCGUUACUUAAAGCACAACUUGCUUGUGCUUGUGGUAUGCUUGUUGCUUGUGCACUUUACGCUCUUCUUUACAUUUUUGCGUGCGUCGGUAUUUGUUUUGGUCAUUAA